Molecule: messenger RNA, 3429 nt
Organism: Carlito syrichta (Philippine tarsier)
Lineage: Eukaryota; Metazoa; Chordata; Mammalia; Primates; Tarsiidae
Gene: SACK1H
Product: family with sequence similarity 83 member H
Exons: 7
Coding region: 51-3305 (1084 amino acids)
Biological process (GO): intermediate filament cytoskeleton organization; positive regulation of cell migration; protein localization to cytoskeleton
Cellular component (GO): keratin filament
Molecular function (GO): keratin filament binding
Source: RefSeq, a predicted model, not a curated record
CUGCCCCUGUGCCGAGACCCCGCGCACCUGGCCAGGCCCCUGGCCCCGACAUGGCCCGUCGCUCCCAGAGCUCCUCGCAGGGGGACAACCCACUGGCACCCGGGUACCUGCCACCUCACUACAAAGAGUACUAUCGCCUGGCAGUGGAUGCACUGGCCGAGGGUGGGUCAGAGGCCUAUAGCCGCUUCCUGGUGUCAGAGGGGGCUCCUGACUUCCUGUGCCCAGAGGAGCUGGAACAUGUGAGCCGACACCUGAGGCCACCACAAUAUGUUGCCCGAGACGCUCCCGAAGGUAGCCCUCCUGAUGUGGACAUGGAUGGCUCCUCAGGCACCUACUGGCCAGUAAACUCAGACCAGGCUGUGCCUGAGCUUGAUCUGGGCUGGCCCCUGACCUUUGGCUUCCAGGGCACCGAGGUAACCACCUUGGUGCAACCACCGCCCCCUGACAGCCCCAGCAUCAAGGAUGAGGCUCGAAGGAUGAUCCGUUCUGCCCAGCAGGUGGUGGCUGUGGUGAUGGACAUGUUUACUGAUGUGGACCUACUCAGUGAAGUACUGGAGGCCGCUGCCCGCCGGGUGCCAGUCUACAUCCUGCUGGAUGAAAUAAACGCACAGCACUUCUUGGACAUGGCUGACAAGUGCCGCAUCAACCUGCACCAUGUGGAUUUCCUGCGGGUACGCACUGUGGCAGGCCCCACCUACUACUGCCGCACUGGAAAGUCUUUCAAGGGCCAUGUGAAAGAGAAGUUCCUGCUUGUGGAUUGUGCUGUAGUGAUGAGUGGGAGCUACAGCUUCAUGUGGUCCUUCGAGAAGAUCCACCGCAGUCUGGCACACGUGUUCCAGGGUGAGCUGGUGUCCAGUUUCGACGAGGAGUUCCGCAUCCUCUUCGCACAGUCCGAACCGCUAGUGCCUUCUGCCGGGGCACUGGCCCGCAUGGACACCUAUGCCCUGGCUCCCUACACAGGGGCUGGGCCCCUCAUGGGCGUCGGGGCGCCAACCCCAUUCUCCUACCCUAAACGAGCACACCUCCUGUUCCCGCCACCCCGGGAAGAGGGUCUGGGCUUCCCCUCCUUCCUCGACCCUGACCGCCACUUCCUGUCGGCCUUCCGCCGGGAGGAGCCAUCGCGGAUGCCCGGGGGUGCCCUGGAGCCACACGCAGGGCUGCGGCCACUGUCACGGCGGCUGGAUGCCGAGGCUGGGCCUGCCGGGGAGUUUGCAGGCCCGCGAGGCUUCUUCCAGGCGCGGCACAUGGAGAUGGAUGCCUUCAAGCGGCACAGCUACACCGCGGCUGACGGCGCAGGCGCCGUGGAGAACUUUGCAGCCGCACGGCAGGUGUCGCGGCAGACGUUCCUCAGCCACGGCGACGACUUCCGCUUCCAGACCAGCCACUUCCACCGCGACCAGCUCUACCAGCAGCAUUACCAGUGGGAUCCGCUGCUGGCGCCGGCGCGCCCGCAGGGCCUGUUCGAGAAGCUGCGUGCGGGCCGCGCGGGCUUCGCCGACCCGGAUGACUUCGCACUGGGCGCUGGGCCGCGCUACCCUGAGCUCGGCCCCGAUGGACACCAACGCCUGGAGUAUGUGCCGUCCAGCGAGUCGCGCGAAGUGCGCCACGGCUCAGACCCCGCCUUCGGGGCUGGCCUCCGCGGCCUGGAACCCAGCGGGGCUCUGCGUCCCAACCUGGGCGCCGGCGGCGACGGCCCUGAGCGCGAGGGCUCCGAGGAGACAGGCCUGGUCAAGCAGGACUCCUUCCGCUCUCGCCUGAACCCGCUCAUCCAGCGCAGCUCCAGGCUGCGCUCCUCUCUCAUCUUCAGCGCGUCUCAGGCCGAAGGCGCGGGCGGGGCCGCAGCGGCCUCCACGGAGAAGGUGCAGUUGCUGCACAAGGAGCAGACAGUCAGUGAGACGCUGGGUCCCGGUGGGGAGGCUGUCCGCUCCACUGCCUCUGCCAAAGUGGCUGAGCUACUGGAGAAGUACAAGGGCCCGGCCCGUGACCCUGGUGGCGCGGGCGGUGCUGUCACUGUCGCUAGCCACAGCAAGGCGGUUGUGUCCCAGGCAUGGCGGGAAGAGGUGUCGACACCAGGUGGCAUGGGUGGCGAGCGCCGCAGCCUUGAGAGCUGCCUGCUCGACCUACGCGACUCCUUUGCGCAGCAGCUGCACCAGGAGGCUGAGCGGCAACCGGGAGCCGCCACAGUCACCGCGGCACAGCUGCUCGACACACUGGGCCGGAGCGGCACCGACCGCCUGCCCUCCCGCUUCCUCUCUUCCCAGGGCCGCUCUGCCUUCCCACAAGGGCUAGACAGCUCUCUGCCUCCUCUGGAGGGGCCCGGGGCACACCAGGUGCCCCAUUCUGAGCCAAAAGGGAGCCCCACCUCGGCCUACCCGGAGCGGAAGGGGAGCCCCACACCUGGGUUUCCCACUCGGAGAGGCAGUCCAACUACAGGAUUUAUAGAGCAGAAGGGGAGCCCCACUUCAGCAUACCCAGAGCACAGGAGCAGUCCACGCAGGGGCAGCCCGGGGCCCCCCGUGCCAGAGCGCAGGGGCAGUCCGGUGCCCCCCGUGCCCGAGCGCAGGGGCAGCCUCACCCUUACCUUUUCUGGCGAGUCUCCAAAGACUGGGUCUGCAGAGGAGGUGGCGAGUGGCCCCAUGGAAGUCCUGCGCAAAGGCUCCCUGCGCCUCAGGCAGCUGCUGAACCCCAAGAGUGAGCGGCGCACAGAGGAUGAGAGUGGCUUCUCGGUGCCGCAGGAGAACGGGCAGCCUGAGAGCCCUCGGCGGCCAUCACUGGGCCGGGGUGACAGCACAGAGGCUGCCGCAGGAGAGGAACGUGGCCCGCGGGCACGCCUAGCCUCAGCUACAGCUAAUGCCUUGUACAGUAGCAACCUGCGGGAUGACACAAAGGCCAUUCUGGAGCAGAUCAGUGCCCACGGACAGAAGCACCGUGGGGUCCCUGCCCCGGGUCCUGGUCCGGCCCACAGCAGCCCAGAGCUAGGCCGUCCACCAGCUGCCGGUGGCCUGGCUCCAGACAUGUCCGACAAGGACAAGUGUUCAGCCAUCUUCCGCUCGGACAGCCUGGGAGCCCAAGGCCGACUGAGCCGCACACUGCCAGCCAGCGUGGAGGAGCGCGACCGCCUGCUGCGCCGCAUGGAGAGCAUGCGCAAGGAGAAGCGAGUGUAUAGCCGCUUUGAGGUCUUCUGCAAAAAGGAGGAGGCCGGCAGCCCCGGGACAGGGGAGGGCCCGGUGGAGGAGGGCACCAGGGACAGCAAGGUGGGAAAGUUCGUGCCCAAGAUUUUGGGCACAUUCAAAGGCAAGAAGUGAAUCUCCUGGCCCACCAACCCAGGCCAGGUGCUUGCAUCACUGCCACAAUCAUCCAGGGUAACAGCUGGGCAGGGAGAGCCACGCUCCUAUGCUUGAUGGUAUCUGCCAGACACAUGGCGGAGGC